Messenger RNA from Pollicipes pollicipes, 519 nucleotides. Its product is annotated as nicotinic receptor-associated protein 4-like. Bases 1 to 519 code for a protein of 172 amino acids. Gene Ontology annotation, molecular function: carbohydrate binding. The record is from RefSeq and is a predicted model, not a curated record. The transcript is spliced from 5 exons. Gene Ontology annotation, cellular component: endoplasmic reticulum membrane. NCBI's taxonomy places the organism in Eukaryota, Metazoa, Arthropoda, Thecostraca, Pollicipedomorpha, Pollicipedidae.
AUGGGCUCCAACCGGCUGUGCGUGCCGACGGCCGGCGCUUACUGGCUGGAGCCGCGCGGCUGCCACACCUUCGCCGAGGCUCGGGUGCUCACGUUCCAGCCGCAGUCGGACACGCUGCUGUUCACGCCCACGUACCACCAGAUCACGGCCGGCGAGGACUGCCUGCCGGACGCCGUCGCCUUCCAGGCGCGCCGCGGCGCCUUCAUCACGAUCGGACCCCUCCACCCGGAGCGCCAGUACCAGGUGACGGCCGAGAAGGAGGGCUACGUCAUCAGCCACACCGAGCGGCACGGCCACUUCCGCGCGCGCAAGCUGGCCGAGCUGCGCGUGCGCGUGACGGACGAGCAGGGCGGCCCGCUGGGCGGCGUGCUGGUGUCCGUGUCCGGCGGCAAGGACUACCGGCGCAACAGUCUGACCGACGAGGACGGCAGACAGGCAUUCCUGUCGCUCAGCCCUGGCCAGUACUUCAUCCGGCCCAUGAUGAAGGAGUACGAGUUCACGCCGCCGUCCAAAUGGUGA